AAAUAUAUACUACUGAAGUACUGCAACAGCCGGCAGGCGAAGCAAACGAGGUGAGGAUAAUGAAAACCAGAAAGAAAAAAAAAUCUCUGCCUGACUGCCUGCCUUAGGUUUUCCCGACUCUCUUCAAAAGUCUAGAGAAAGAGACAAAACAUAUAUAGAGGAACCAACAAACAACGUUAAUAGUCGUGUCUCAUAGAGUAUGCCAAUCAAAUUAUCACACCUUUCAUUCUCCGUAUGCCCUCUCUCUCUCUUUCUUUCUUUUUUCUGGUUUCAUGAUUUCAGGGCCUCCGUGUUGACUUGAUUCUAAUCUCUCCCAACCAUCCCCAUAAGCUUUAGAAUUUUCCCUUACAUUAUUUUCUUUAUUUCCUGUCAGAAGAAGAUAUAAAUCCGAAUCCCAUAUUUUGCUGGAAAGAGAUUCCAAUUCUGCUGUUACCCCGUCUCUCGCUCGACCUGUCUUGUGGCUUCAAGGAAUAACAGUGGUUUGAUUGAAGUGAACUGUGGAAUGGAAGGUAAUAUAUAUCCAGGGUUUGGUAAUGGAGAUCAAGUGGAUGGCAAGGUUUUGCAGACUUUUCAGAAGAAUUCUGUGCAAGUUCAAGACAUCCUAGACCAAAACAGGCUGCUAAUCAACGAGAUUAACCAAAACCAUGAGUCAAAGAUCCCCCAUAACUUGAGCAGGAAUGUCAGGUUGAUUAAAGAGUUGAACAACAACAUUAGAAGAGUGGCCGAUCUCUACGCCGAUCUCUCGAGCUCUUUCACCAGGUCGAUGGAGCCUUCAUCGGAAGGCGAUUCGGCCGGGACAUACGAACCUGAUGGAAACGCUAGUCAAAAGAGAAUUAGAUCUGGGUAAAUUUGAUCAAAGCUAAGCCUUUUUGUUAUAAAUUAUAGUAUUAUCUUUCACUGUAGAAUAUUGAACUGACAUCCUAUGAAAUCAACUAUGUUAUCUUGUUUGAAAUCAAAGCAUUACUUGUUUAACAUCUGCAAAUCGUGGCCUGGAAUCGGUGGAUUUUCUUCACUUUUUCUGUUUGUUUAAUAAAUGAGAUAGGGUUAUCUUA
This is a messenger RNA of Hibiscus syriacus, 1052 nucleotides long. Its product is annotated as protein ELF4-LIKE 4-like. The coding region runs from base 503 to 847 and encodes 114 amino acids. Gene Ontology annotation, biological process: positive regulation of circadian rhythm; entrainment of circadian clock. NCBI's taxonomy places the organism in Eukaryota, Viridiplantae, Streptophyta, Magnoliopsida, Malvales, Malvaceae. The record is from RefSeq and is a predicted model, not a curated record. The transcript has 2 exons.